Pogonomyrmex barbatus (red harvester ant) is the source of this 1128-nucleotide messenger RNA. RefSeq names its product nuclear pore complex protein Nup37 (gene Nup37). The record is from RefSeq and is a predicted model, not a curated record. Gene Ontology annotation, molecular function: protein binding. Gene Ontology annotation, cellular component: nuclear pore outer ring. Lineage: Eukaryota; Metazoa; Arthropoda; Insecta; Hymenoptera; Formicidae.
ACGCAGUCGAUGGGUCGACCUAACCUAAAUCUGGCUUGACCGGGCGUGUAUGCGCACGUUUUUUUUCUGCCUGUUAUGCCGGUUCCGCUUCCACGCGCGCAUACACGUACGUAUCAGGGACGUGAGAGAGAGGAUGGACGAGGCAGUCACCACGCCGCCUACAUUUAAACGAAGUUUUUUCGAGCGGAUCUACUGCGUGGAGUUCUCACCAUAUGAGUGGUCGCAACAUCUGAUCUGCAUCGCUCUUGCAAAGGAGAUUGUCGUCGGUACUGUUAGAUUUCAGGAUGAAGACGAUGCCGUGGAAGACAUGGCGUACAAUCCUAUUAGAACGUUUCAUCAUGAUGUCAGGCCCCAUGCAAUUGCUUGGAGUCCAGAAACCUCCUUGAGUAUUGUUCCCAAAAUCCUUACGUUCUGUGUUGCUGGAGUGGAUUUCAAAAUAAGAUUAUAUAACAGUAAUUUAAAUAAUAUCAAUGUAUAUGAGGUUUUAGAAGGUCACAGUGAUUAUAUAAAUGCUAUCUCAUAUGAACCAGAAGGUGACUUAUUAGCAUCGGUUUCCGAUGAUCAUACAUGCAAGCUAUGGGCAGUUAAAGAGAAUCAAAAGUGCGUGUCUACAUUUUACUUGACGUCACCUGGUACCAGUGUAUGUUGGCAUAAUGAAGAAUCUGGCAAACUCUUAGUAGCAGAAAAAAAUGGCUUGAUACGUAUGUAUAAUGUCAGAAGUCAACAAGCAAUUAUGUCUCUAGAUUCUGGGGCUGUUCCCUUGACUGCAGCAGAUUGGGGCCCUAAUCCAUUGAAAGUCAUAUCGAUGGCUGCUGGAGAAUUACUGCUUUGGGAUGUAUCCAGACCGAGUCGUCCCCUUGAUGAACAUACACUUCAUGUAGAAGGUGGCUUAACAGCAAAAAUCUCACAUUCAAAUGAAAAUCUAGUGUCUAGUAUUGGAUGGCCGGAUAACUUGUUGAAAGUUGUCAAUCUCAGGUCUAAAGUAGUAGUAUUGUGUGGAAAGGUCAAGUUAGUUGGUGGUAUGACAUGGCACUAUAAAUUACCCUACGUCUGUGCUGGAAGUGACAGAGAGUUAUGUUUUUGGAGAGUGAACGUAAAUUAGAAUAUAUUAAAGACUUAUUUUAUAAA